AUGCCUUACCAAGAAGACUUCGCUGUUGAACAGUUUAUGGACAAAUUUGAAACACAAGCUAAGUAUAACCUGGGUGAAACAUGCUGCUACUCUCUGAGUUUAGAUGAUAUCGAACAACUUUCCGGUAACAGAUACGAAUUAGACAGAUCCAUGAGAUUAACAUAUCGGGAUAUUAAAGGGAGUGAAGAAUUAAGAUCUUUAAUUGCAUCGAUUUAUGGUAACACUUUAACAGGUGAUAAUGUUUUGGUUUCAAAUGGUGCUAUUGCAUCUAAUUAUCUUUUGUACUACACUUUGGUAGGGAAAGGCGAUCAUGUUAUUUGUGUUGACCCAACCUAUAGUCAAUUGUAUAGCGUUCCGGAGAUGUUCGGUGCUGAGGUUGACCUAUUAAAAUUAACUAAGGAAGAUGGUUACAUUCCUAAUGUCAAUGUUUUGGCUAAAAUGAUUAAGAAGAAUACUAAAUUGAUUAUUAUUAAUAAUCCUAAUAAUCCAUUAGGUUCUGUUAUUCCAAAUAAUGUAAUGAAGGAUAUUUGUCAAUUAUGUGAAAAACAUGAUAUCUAUCUUCAUUCUGAUGAAGUAUAUCGCCCAAUGUUUCAUUCAUUAGAAGAGGGAUUUGAUUUACCAGAUAGUGCAUGUAAUUUAUAUUCAAAGGCUAUAGUUACAUGUUCUAUGUCAAAAGCUUACUCGGUUGCGGGUAUUAGAUUAGGUUGGAUGAUUACUCAAGACAAACAAGUUUUAAGGGAUGCCGCCUCUAGAAGAGAUUACAAUACCAUAUCAGUCAGUGUUAUUGACGAUAGAAUUGCACAAUAUGUUUUAAAGAAUGCUGAUAAAGUGAUCAAGAGAAAUAUGACCCUAUGUAAAGAAAACUAUAACUAUCUGACUGAGUUUAUCGAGAAGAACAAAGAAGAUUUUGAAUAUGUUGCCAUACCACAAGGUGGAACUGUAUGCCUUCUAAGAACUAAAAAGAUAGAGGAUACAUACAAUUUUGCGGAAUUCCUUGCCACUGAAUUUAAUGUAUUAGCUGUGCCUGGUGAAGCUUUCAAUUUCCCAGGAACUUUACGUAUUGGUUAUGGGAAUAGCAAGGAUGAUUUGAUAGUGGGUUUACCUUUAUUGAAGAAGGCAAAUGAUUUAUGGAUUGAUAGAACUAAAUAA
Molecule: messenger RNA, 1149 nt
Organism: Maudiozyma saulgeensis
Lineage: Eukaryota; Fungi; Ascomycota; Saccharomycetes; Saccharomycetales; Saccharomycetaceae
Source: the annotation of a GenBank genome assembly